Rhinopithecus roxellana (golden snub-nosed monkey) is the source of this 2302-nucleotide messenger RNA. RefSeq names its product adenosine receptor A3. Gene Ontology annotation, molecular function: G protein-coupled serotonin receptor activity; neurotransmitter receptor activity; G protein-coupled adenosine receptor activity. The transcript has 2 exons. Bases 760 to 1131 code for a protein of 123 amino acids. The record is from RefSeq and is a predicted model, not a curated record. NCBI's taxonomy places the organism in Eukaryota, Metazoa, Chordata, Mammalia, Primates, Cercopithecidae. Gene Ontology annotation, biological process: G protein-coupled receptor signaling pathway, coupled to cyclic nucleotide second messenger; chemical synaptic transmission; G protein-coupled adenosine receptor signaling pathway. Gene Ontology annotation, cellular component: plasma membrane; dendrite; synapse.
UCUUUGCCUAUCCCUUUGACCAAGGAUCUUUGCUGCAAAGGCUGGGUAUCAGCUGUGCUCAGUGAAGCAAGAACUUAGCAGGAAUAGUUCCGGUUAAGGUUAGGAGGCUGCCACCAAAGUCUCUUUUGUUCCUCUUCCCCUGUUUGCCUGCUUGUCAUGAGAUCUUCUUGCUAAGCUGGCAGAAAGAUUGCAUAGUCAGUGCUUCCAGCUCCUCUCCCACCUGAUCCUGCACUGUCAUCUGGUCCCUGAAUGAAUGAAUUCUGAUACCCAAUCUUGUCUUGAGCCUUCUCUGUACCACUCGUGACUCCUCCUCUGCUCUUUCCAUCUUUCUGCUGAGAGUUCCUGGCUCUGUACUUCCUCUUGGCCCAUCUCACUUCCUGAAACACCCCUGAAGAGGGUUGCUUAUCUCGAUGGAACUCAAAAACCCAAAAAGCUGCAGGCAGAGGCCUUGAGGGCAUAGGUUUGGGGAACUAAGAGCAGCAGCACUUUCAGAUUCAGUCCAUAUAGAACUGUCCUCCAGGGUUCUGGGAAUCUGAGGAUGUGCAGCACGUAAAGGGGUUGGAAGAGAUCCACCUGUGAUGAGCCCUUUCUAAGAGAUCACCCCACCAGAAAAGAAUAGGAAUGAACGAGUUGGGAGUUUUAGACUGUGACUGCACAUGGACCUCUGGGAAGACGUCUGGAGAGAGCUAGGCCCACUGGCCCUACAGACGGAUCUUGCUGGCUCACCUGUCCCUGUGGAGGUUCCCCUGGGAAGGCAAGAUGCCCAACAACAGCACUGCUCUGUCAUUGACCGAUGUUACCUACAUCACCAUGGAGAUUUUCAUUGGACUCUGCGCCAUAGUGGGCAACGUGCUGGUCAUCUGGGUGGUCAAGCUGAACCCCAGCCUGCAGACCACCACCUUCUAUUUCAUUGUCUCUCUAGCCCUGGCUGACAUUGCUGUUGGGGUGCUGGUCAUGCCUUUGGCUGUUGUCGUCAGUCUGGGCAUCACAAUCCACUUCUACAGCUGCCUUUUUAUGACCUGCCUACUGCUGAUCUUUACCCACGCCUCCAUCAUGUCCUUGCUGGCCAUCGCUGUGGACCGAUACUUGCGGGUCAAGCUUACCAUCAGCUCCAUCUCCCCUACCCUUUAGCAAUUCCUGCUGUGGACUCACUGGCUCUCUUCAUUCACACAGAUACAAGAGGAUCACAACUCACAGAAGAAUAUGGCUGGCCCUGGGCCUUUGCUGGCUGGUGUCAUUCCUGGUGGGACUGACCCCCAUGUUUGGCUGGAACAUGAAACUGACCUCAGAGUACCACAGAAAUGUCACCUUCCUUUCAUGCCAAUUCCUUUCUGUCAUAAAAAUGGACUACAUGGUAUACUUCAGCUUCUUCACCUGGAUUUUCAUCCCCCUGGUUGUCAUGUGCACCAUCUAUCUUGACAUCUUUUACAUCAUCCGGAACAAACUCAGUCAGAACUUCUCUAACUCCAAAGAGACAGGUGCAUUUUAUGGACGGGAGUUCAAGACAGCUAAGUCCUUGUUUCUGGUUCUUCUCUUGUUUGCUCUGUCAUGGCUGCCUUUAUCCAUCAUCAACUGCAUCAUCUACUUUAAUGGUGAGGUACCACAGCUUGUGCUGUACGUGGGCAUCCUGCUGUCCCAUGCCAAUUCCAUGAUGAACCCUAUCGUCUACGCCUAUAAAAUAAAGAAGUUCAAGGAAACCUACCUUUUGAUCCUCAAAGCCUGUGUGGUCUGCCAUCCCUCUGAUUCUUUGGACACAAGCAUUGAGAAGAAUUCUGAGUAGUUAUCCAUCAGAGAUGACUCUCUGUCUCACUGACCUUCAGAUUCACCAUCAACAAACACUUAAGGGCCUGUAUGCCUGGGCCAAGGGAUUUUUACAUCCUUGAUUACUUCCACCGAGGUGGGAGCAUCUCUGGUGUUCCCCAGUUUUAUCUCCCCCACUCCACUACUCUCUUCCUCCACUUCAUUUUCUCUUGUCCUUCUUCUCUAUUCAGUAUUUUGGAGGCCUGACUUGAGGACAACGUAUUAUUGAUACUAUUGUCUGUUUUCCUUCUUCCCAAAUAGAAGAAUAAGUCAUGGAGCCUGAAGGGUGCCUAGUUGAUUUACUGACCAAAGGCUCUAGUUGGGCUGAACAUGUGUGUGGUGGUGACUCAGUUCCAUGUCAUUGUAGAAUUGAGCAGAGAACCUGCUCUCGGAGGAUGCCUAGGAGAUAUUGGGAACAGAAGGAAUGAACUGAGUUUAAGGGGGACUUAAACUGCUGAAUUCACCUGUGGAUGUUUUUGAGUAAAUAAAAGAUAAUAGCUAA